GUGAUUCUUAUCUUCACAUCUUGACCAUCUUUCACUUGUAUUGCCAGCGCCAUAGUCCUGUAUUAGCCAUGUCUGCAUCUCAUGCAUCCACUUCUGGCACUCUGAAUGCCAGAAGCCAUUACCGACCUCUGAAGCUGAGCCUUGCAACAAUUUCCUGCACAUUGGCAAUGGCUGGAUCGCGCGUCCGUGCAUGCAUCUCUCAAUAUCGGACGGAAGCUGCCAACAAUGGUCUAUCUGCUGACCGGAUCAAGUAUUUUAAAGCCGGGCUGCAAUGGGAGAUGAGUACAUUUGUCACACCACUCCUGCAGUACUCCGCUUCACAGAAUAUCGUGUCGGUUCUUCCGGUCCCUGUCGCUUAUAUCCUUAAGUUGUAUCCCAUGCUCACCUGGAACACAGUUCCGGACGACGUCUUUUCAUUCCACCUCCUUUCAUUUCAUGAUGAGCCAAUUGCAGGACAUCCGUCCCGGAUUGUGUUCGCAUAUACAUGUCCAUGGUGGAGGGGAAACAACUGGAUCCCUGAUCAACCAUGGCAGUGGGAUGAAAUAAUGGCUUCCUGCGUCUCUCACUACCAGUAUUGGGCGCUUAAUGUUGAGGAUGAUGCUUUGGUACUUCCAGAGAAGUUGAAAAACACUUCGACUCCACCACUCAUGGGACUGAGGUUCAUCAAAGAACGCAUGGAAGCAUUGCUGGAGGAGCAAGAUCAGGGCAUCAAAGACAAGAUGGCAGAGGUGAAGAUGUACACUGACAUGUUAGAGAAAUUGAGGAAAGGCAAAGGAGUGUCCCGAGUCCCGAAUUUUGGAGGUCGGGGUUCGGAGACCCGGAGCUCGGCAACUGUGUUGGGUGUCAGGGUAUCCAGACUAUUGGAGAUAGCAUGUGGACUCGGUAUUCAGAACAGUGUCAAGUCCCAGGUCACGAGCUCCGAGUCCCGAGUGCCGAACCCCGGGUCCCGAGUCCCGAAUUUCGGAGGUCGGGGUUCGGCGACCCGGAGCUCGGCAACUGUGUUGGGUGUCAGGGUACUCGGAGCAUUGGAGAUAGCAUUUGGACUCGGUAUUGAGAACAGUGUUGUGUCCCAGGUCACGAGCUCCGAGUCCCGAGUGCCGAACCCCGGGUCCCGAGUCACAAAUUUCGGAGGUCGGGGUUCGGCGACCCGGAGCUCGGCAACUGCUGGGUUUGCCGAGCUCCGGGUCGCCGAACCCCGACCUCCGAAAUUUGUGACUCGGGACCCGGGGUUCGGCACUCGGGACUCGGAGCUCGUGACCUGGGACUUGACACUGUUCUGA
This is a messenger RNA of Suillus plorans, 1280 nucleotides long. RefSeq lists its product as uncharacterized. Lineage: Eukaryota; Fungi; Basidiomycota; Agaricomycetes; Boletales; Suillaceae. The record is from RefSeq and is a predicted model, not a curated record. The transcript has 7 exons. Bases 69 to 1280 code for a protein of 403 amino acids.